AGGGAUAUUUAGGUGUGAUAAACAAAUUGUAAUAGCAUUUAAACUGGGUGUGCAAACCCAUUAAGUUUCCUUUAAAUCAAGUAGGCCUCAUAGCUUGUCAAACGUAAACAUUCUUAUUGCUGCAAUGGGCGGACACGGACAUCACGGAGAACCCUACACGGUGCCCCACGCAUCGGCCUACAAGGUGGAGAAUGUGCCUCAGCUGUUGGAGGUGAAGGAGGCGCUGGCCCGGCAGGGAUUGAAGGAUCCAUGGCUAAGGAACGAAGCCUGGCGCUACGAACCCAAGGGCUUCGGCACCCACAGAUCCCGUCUGAACACCUUCCUCUUCCGCGGUCUCGGCGUGGGAUUCUGUGCCUUCCUGGCCACCGUUGCCGUGGAGUACGGUUUGGGCAUUGGCAAGGGCCAGGGUGGUCAUGGACAUGGUCACGGCGACGAGGAACACGGCGAUAAGUCGGGUCACCAUUAGCUAAAUUGAAUAUGCCGAAUAAACCCUCUGUUCUCUCGCUCCGAA
Messenger RNA from Drosophila elegans, 511 nucleotides. It is a transcript of the gene ND-B12, whose product is annotated as NADH dehydrogenase [ubiquinone] 1 beta subcomplex subunit 3. Gene Ontology annotation, biological process: mitochondrial respiratory chain complex I assembly; electron transport chain. Gene Ontology annotation, cellular component: mitochondrion. The record is from RefSeq and is a predicted model, not a curated record. The coding region runs from base 125 to 466 and encodes 113 amino acids. Lineage: Eukaryota; Metazoa; Arthropoda; Insecta; Diptera; Drosophilidae. The transcript is spliced from 3 exons.